AUGCUUCUCCUCAAAGACCCCAAAUCAUACAUACUGUUUGUGAUGAUCUCAAUCAAUGGGUUUGGGCAGAUCUUCUGUGUUCAUGCCCAAGCACUCUCCUAUCUUUGCUCCGAUGACAUAGCCAACUCCAGUUACAUAGAUGACCGCACUUCCCUCUUGGACUCUUUAUCAUCCAGAGCAACCUCCAUGGACUUCUACAAUGAGACUAUCAAUGAUAUCCAUGGUCUCUUCCUCUGCAGAGGCGACGUUAACGCCUCUACUUGCCAGAAUUGUGUCACUGGCACCGGAGAAGAGAUCAUCAGGGUAUGCCAGCCGAAUAGAACAACAAUAAUAUGGUAUGAUUUUUGCAUGAUUCACCACUGUGAUAUCAACUUUUUUGAAGAAUUGCAAUCUGGACAAGUAGUGUUUUUUUAUAAUACCCAACAUUUUAAUUCAACGGAGGAUCCACAAAACUUUGCAGCUGUGAAUUUCAUACAGUUAUUGAUAUUGGAUAGUCUACUUAUGGAGAAUCUGUACACGGCAAAUAGUUUACCUCUGCCUAAUGGAGAUCAGGUUACCCCACCACCACCACCAAGCACCCCUGCACCUCCAACUGAUCAAGGAAAUGGAGGAUUGAAGAACAUAACAAAAAUAGCAGUCAUCACAGUAUCAACAGCAGCAGGUGUAGCCGUGUAA
Messenger RNA from Ilex paraguariensis (yerba mate), 675 nucleotides. NCBI's taxonomy places the organism in Eukaryota, Viridiplantae, Streptophyta, Magnoliopsida, Aquifoliales, Aquifoliaceae. The record is from the annotation of a GenBank genome assembly.